Molecule: messenger RNA, 4814 nt
Organism: Anolis carolinensis (green anole)
Lineage: Eukaryota; Metazoa; Chordata; Lepidosauria; Squamata; Anolidae
Gene: frrs1l
Product: ferric chelate reductase 1 like
Exons: 5
Coding region: 106-999 (297 amino acids)
Biological process (GO): regulation of glutamate receptor signaling pathway; regulation of postsynaptic membrane neurotransmitter receptor levels
Source: RefSeq, a predicted model, not a curated record
AAGCCACUCAAGAGGCGGAGGCUGAGGCGCCGGCGCACGAAGCCGGCUGGAAGGAGGGGAGCAGGGAGGGAGGCAGGGAGGGGUUGGCGCCGCUGCCGUGCCGCCAUGGCCGCCUCGCCCGCCGCCGCCUGGUCCUGGCUCCGCUGGGGCCCCUGGUUGCUGCUCCUGGCCUCCCCCCCGGCCUCCUCGUGGGGCAGCCCGGCGGAGGAGGGCGGCGGCGGAGCGAGGGCCGCGGGAGGAGGAGGACGGGAGGCCGACCCCGGCGGGGCCCAGGCCGAUGAGCAGCAGCACCACGACUCAUCCUACGGCACUUUCGCCAGCGAGUUUUACGAUAUGCGUUUCCUCUCCGAGGAGGGCUAUCCCUUUCCUACUGCCCCUCCAGUGGAUCCAUUUGCAAGAAUUAGAGUGGAUGACUGUGGAAAAACGAAAGGCUGCUUUAGGUAUGGUAAACCAGGAUGUAAUGCAGAAACUUGUGAUUACUUUCUCAGUUAUCGCAGAAUAGGAACUGAUAUAGAGUUUGAGUUGAGUGCUCAGACAGAUGGCUGGGUGGCCGUAGGAUUUUCUUCAGAUAAGAAAAUGGGCGGAGAUGAUGUCAUGGCUUGUGUUCAUGAUGAUAAUGGAAGAGUCAGAAUACAUCACUUCUACAAUGUUGGUCAAUGGGCAAAAGAGAUCCAAAGGAAUCCUGCAAGGGAUGAAGAAGGUAUUUUUGAAAAUAAUCGUGUAACAUGUCGAUUCAAGCGUCCUGUAAAGGUUCCCAGGGAUGAAACAAUUGUUGAUCUUCAUCUGAGCUGGUACUAUUUAUUUGCUUGGGGGCCAGCAAUUCAAGGUUCUAUAACUCGGCAUGACAUAGAUUCUCCUCCUGUCUCAGAGAGGGUGGUCAGUAUUUACAAGUAUGAAGACAUUUUUAUGCCAUCAGCUGCCUAUCAGACCUUCUCUUCUCCAUUCUGCUUGCUGCUUAUCGUUGCACUGACAUUUUAUUUAUUGAUGGGAACUCCAUGAUGAGAAAUACAGCACAUAGAGUAAACUGAGACAAUUUGUUAUUGAGCUUUGCUCAGGAUGGGAGCCUUUUAUAUUAGAAUUUUUAUUGCUGGAAACCUUGUAAUUUAUUGACAGCUUCUGCUCCUUAAAGGACAAAAUUGUGAGCUCACUGUUGCCUGAGCCAUAGAUAUGUGCCAAAUAAUCAUGACAUUUUGAAACAAUUGUAAUUGACUGAACACUUGUAAAAGAGUUAUACCAUAGCUUGUUUUAUGAAAAUGGAGGUUGUGUUCCUAAAAGCACUUAUUAAGGAGUAAUGUUUCAGACAUAUUCAGAGUAAAUCUGCACAGGACAGCAUUAUAUAAAACUGUAGUAGAAAACAUCUGACCUGUGGGCACAAUCCAGCUCAUGAAUUUUCCCCAUCUGGCCUGAAAUCAAGCCCACCCUUCCGUUUGCCUCAUCUUCUGAAGUCAUGCCUUUAGGGGUUUUCUGGAAAGAAAACUCUUCCUGAUUUUGCUACUUCGCCCUUGUCCACAUAUACACAAGUGAGAAUACGUAUAAAAUUGUUCAUACGAUUGGUUGGUGUUCAUGAGCAAUUGUCAGAAUUUGUAACUACUCUCCCUAUUCCCUAUCUAGAGUGGAGGAAGGGGUCAGGCAAACUGUUCUUAGCCAAUAUUUGAAGUUGCUAGGUAGGGGCAAAUUGCUUCUUUUCAUACAGCUAAUGAGGAGCUGGAAUGAAACAGGAUUAUCUGGCACUUGUUUUAAUUAGGAGCAACCCAACUUAAUCCCUUGUCCUUCCUUCCUGCAUAGAGGAGGAGGAGGAGGAAGGGCAAAAUUGUUACCCUGCUGAACAUCAGGAGGAAGAGAUUGGGACCUGAUGAUGUCAUGAAGCAGGCCAAGUCCCCUAAUGCAUUUGGCACAAAGAGGAUCCAGUCCCCACAUUUUAGAUCUCAAGCUCUAAUUGUAAAGCUGUGGGUAGGAUCUUGAUAUACAGGUGGCCCUCUAUAGUCAUGAAUUCUGCAUCCAUAGAUUUUGCUAUCCAUGCUUGAAAAACAUUUCUUUAAAAAUCCAAAAGGCACACCCUGAUUUUGUCAUGUUAUAUAAGGGACAUCAUUUUACUGUGUCACUGUAUAUACUGGGACUUAAUCCACCAAUUUUGGUUUCUGUGGGGGUCCUGGAGUCCCACUCCUAUGGGUACUAAGGGACCACUGAGAAAUGUGUACAAUUGUCAGCCAGCAGAGAAGGGUCCAUCUGUUAAUGGGUUAAUUCCUGUUGCUAUCUGCCUAGUCUAGCUAGCAACAGACAAGCUAGAAGUAAUGCAGCAAAAACACUGCAUUGCUUAAAAUGAACCUACAAUAGUCCCCAUCUUUUGCUGCUUCAGUUCUUCUUAUGUUACCCAGGAGAAGUCUUAUGUCUGUUCCACUUUAUGUGGCCUUAUUUCUUCAAUUUAAAUCCCUAAAAUACUCAUUUGAUUUAGGAAAGGAGGGUCAUACACUGAUGAGCAAGAAUAAUGAUAAUAAUAGCUUUAUUCUUAUAUCCCACCACCAUCUUCCCGAAGGGACUUGGGGCAGCUUACAUGGGGACCAAGCCCAGCAUAAAGAAGGACUACAAGGUAAAACACAAUUUAAAACAUAGAACAAAUAAACAAUCUAAUUAAAACAAUUAUAACCAGAAAAGUAAAAACCUCAUAAGAAAUACAUAAUCAACCGACAUCAACAACCAGUAGCCGGAAAAAGCGGGUAUGUUCAGUUUCAAGAGGGCAGGCAAGGGCUUGUGCAAAACGUAGACUAUAGGGCUGGGGUUGGAAGCAAAGUGCUGAAAAAAACAAAACAAUAACUUAGGGCUGGGCAGGACUGAUCGGGAGCUAAAUUGCCAUUCAAAAGCACAUUGGAAUAUCCAAGUUUUCAAGUCUUUACGGAAGGUGGACAGAGUAGGGGCUAAUCUAAUCUCCCUGGGAAGAGAGUUACAGAUCCAGGCGCCACCACCAAGAAGGCUCUCUCAUCUCCACCAACCAUGCUUGUGACAGAGGGCAAGGCCUCCCUGGUAGAUCUUAGAGCUUGCGCUGGUUUGUAGGGGAAAAUACAGUCAUGAAGAUAAACGGGACUCAAAUUGUUUAGGGCUUUAUAGAUAUUAACCUGCACUUUGAAUUGGGACCAGAAACUUAUCGGCAGCCUGUGGAGCUGCUUCAGUAGAAGUGUUGUCCUCUUCCUGUAACUAGCUCCAGUUAGCAACCUGGCUGCCGACCUUUGCACCAUUUGCAGUUUACGGGCCAUCUUCAAAGGCAGCCCCAUGUAGAGUUUGUUGCAGUAAUCCAAGAAAACCUCACAAGGGAGGGACAUUUCAAUUUUAAUAUUGUAUCUUCCGAGAAUAUGUAAUGGUAACACUCUGUAUCCUAUUUUUCAUCUCACAUUCACAUUAAGAGAUUCCUCAGAGAAGCUACUCUCCUAAGUCCCCUUGUGAUUCAUAGAUUUCUCUCCUGGGACUUCCACAAAGUUCUCAAAGCCCUAUAUAUGUAAGUCGCCCUUUAGACCAUUGAUCUGUUCCACUCAGGUUGCCACAGAAGGAUUUCAGAGCUCACUGCCCUGUCCGUUACUCUACCUCACUGUAAAUAUGAUACUAACCCAGUUUCUCUGUGGCUCGAUCCAGGUUUCCUACCCAAGAUAUCUAGGGUUCCAUCUUUUUCAACUUAUAGUACUUCUUUCAUUCUGUCCUCAUUCAAAACACUCCUUGAAAAAACAAUGGUAUAGGCUAUGUAAAACUCUGGAAGUUCUUGAAAUUGAAAUCAAGCUCACAACAAUAAUUCGCUGGAGGCAACUGACUUAUUUUGUCUUUCCACAAUCACUGAAUAACAGUACUAGUGGAUUUCCUACUCAAAACACCCUGUGAUGUAACAGCCCAACUCGCAUCCGCCCUCUAGUAGCCAAACACUAUCCACAGUCUGUUAACUGCAAUUCCUAAUUCCUUCCCCCCACCUCCCUUUAUGCCAGAGAACCGAAACAGCCAGCUCCAGGCUGCUAUGGUGAUCCUGAUAGAAUACAUAUUAUAAUGUUUUAGGUACACUAGGGAAUUCAGAAAAUUGGGGCUCCUCUUUUAAUCCUUUCUUCUCAGCUCACUAGGAAUAAUGGUGCCAUCUAUUAUAUUAACCAGAUGGAUCAUAGCAUGCAUCCAUAUCGGUUGUCUUUUCUACUAAUGCAUUUGUAGAGGAAAUUACACAGCAGCCACAUUGGCAAUUGUAGUCAUGUUCAGUAACCAUUAUAAACAAGAAACAUUUUCCUCACUCAGAGCCUCACUUAGUAGAAGGGAUCUGCGACAAGUAAUACAACAUUAAAACAUGUUCUUGCCAUCUCCCACCCUAAUGUACAUGUCUGCUCGGGGAGAUUCCAUUACCAGAUGGCUCCUUUGCUGGCUGUUAAGACUUCUUGGCAAGAAGUUUCCUUCUCCUUGGCAGUGAGAUCUACGAAAGAACUGAAGCAGGAAAUGAGAAUGGCUAGAGGUUCCAUUUAAGUAACACAAUAUCUUGCCUAGUCUGGGUGGCAACAAUAGUUAACCCAUUUAUGAAUUGUCCCUUUCCCUUGGCAAGAGUGAUGGUAAGUUCUCCAAUGUGCUAUUCUGCUCUCUAACUGUAAAUUGUUUUUAAUUUAAUAUAUAUCAUGUUAAUAAGAUUAUUAAGGUAAUUUGCUGACAUAAUAUAUUUUCUAAGUCUAAAGGAAGGGCCUUAAAUAUUGUGGGUAAUUGUAACUGCAAAAGACACAUUAAAUCACUGGAAUUUAAAUGUAUAUUGACUUGCCAUUCAAUACUAAGUGUACUUGGGAAUAUGAAUAAAAUUGAUAAUGGGAUCA